CCGCUCUCGUCACGACCAUCCCUGCAGAUAGAAGGCCGCCGCUAGUCCAUUGUUAUGGAGGGGUUAAAGACCUCUCGGUUACGGCACUCACACUGCUGCUCAUACAGAAGGAAGCAGCAUAGCCCCUUAUCGAUCCCCGCCUCUACGACAAUAUUCGCGGCUUCAGCAACCCAAACACCAUGACAGCCCGGCCUUGGGAAGAGAUAGCAGCGGAGAAGAAAAAGGAACAGGAGUCACGUAUUCCGAACGAGUGGAAAAUACCAUCAAACGCUCUACCACCGCCUGGCACGAGGGACCUGCGACCAUGGGCACAGAAAAGCGACCUUCUGUCUGCUCGGGAGCUCGAAAUCACCGACGAGAAGUACGACACAACAUCUCUUGCAUCUGCUAUAGCAACAGGCAUGUACUCGGCUGAGGAAGUCACGACUGCCUUUUGCAAACGCGCCGCUAUCGCCCAGCAGCUCACCAACUGCCUCACUGAGAUAUGCUUCCUGGAAGCCAUCAAGGCCGCCCGAGAGCUCGACGCCGAAUUCGAAGAGACAGGGAAGCCCAGGGGACCGCUCCACGGCGUCCCGAUGACGCUGAAAGAAUGCUUCCAUGUCAAGGGCGUUGACGCAAGCGACGGCUAUAUCUCACGAUGCUUUGCUCCCUCGACGUACGACUCAUAUCUCACGCAAAUUCUUCGUUCCGCCGGUGCGCUCAUCAUUGCGAAGACGAACAAUCCACAGACCAUGCUCGUUGCUGAAUCUCACAACAACGUCUUCGGUCGGGCGCUUAAUCCAGUGGUAUCCCACCUCACCUGUGGCGGUAGUAGUGGCGGCGAAGGGAGCAUACAAGCCUUCCGUGGAUCCUCGUUAGGUGUAGGCACAGAUGUCGGUGGCUCGAUUCGGAUUCCCGCCGCCGCUAAUGGUAUCUAUGGCUUCAAGCCCUCCUACGGCAUGCUCCCGUUGCUUGGGUACGCCAACUCGAAUUGGCUUGGGCUGAACACUGGUAUUCCCGCUGUUUGCGGGCCCAUGGGACAUUCAGUGCGAGAUAUGCAACUCUUCAUGCGCGCUGUACGCGACCAGAAGCCCUGGCUUGUAGACCCAGCCGUCAUUCCUUUCGUCUACGAAGCCGGAACCGUAUGCCGGAAACCGGUAAUCGGCGUAAUCCACUCAAACGGUAUCAUUCCACAUCCGCCCAUACUCCGCGGUAUUGCCGAAGCAGCAGACAAACUCAAAGGUGCCGGCUUCAAAGUCAAAGAAUUCCAUGCGCCAUUCACAUUCGCCAAGGUCCGCGAAGUCUCGGAGCAACUCUUCACCAUCGACGGUCUCUCGUACGCCCGCGAGCAGUUCAAUAUAUCCGCUGAACCACCUGUGCCAUCGGUCAUCGACAUCGGCUUCUGGGAUCUUCCUCGGAAGACGCCGGAGGAGCAAUGGGCCUGGAAUGCGAAGAAGAUUGACAUGCAAAAGCAGAUGCUGGACGCAUGGGAGACACAAGGAAUUGAUGUGAUGCUGUGCCCAGCGGGUCCACAUACGGCUGUCGAACCGGGAAAAUGGACGAACGACAUGUACACUGUCUGGGUCAAUGCCAUGGACUAUCCGGCAGUUGUCAUUCCAAUUGGAGUGGCGGAACCAGAGAAAGACCCAGUAGCUGACGGAUUAGUGUUUUCAUCCACAGCGGACGAGGCGAACCAAGCUAUGUACGAGCCGUCGAAGAUGGCCGGGGCGCCGAUAGCACUGCAGAUUGUUGGAAAGAGGCUGAGCGACGAGCAAUUACUCGUAGAUGUAGGAGUCAUCGAGGAAGCAUUGAAGGGAUGAAUCAUGCCAGAUACACACCUGUAAACGGCGUCCGCCAUUCUGACCUGGCAUUGGACUCGUCACCAAACAUACGGCAGUUACGUGGAUAGAUUUCACUGUCGCAAAUGUCACAGAGGUACUUCAAUCUCUCAUUUACACAAGUCAAUUCACAAUGCGUCGCAUUCCAUAUGUUAACCCCGUACACAUAUCUCCUUUCUCCCCCAGUUUCCCUAGCCCAGAAUUUCCCACAGCUACACCGCAGCGCACAUGUACAGCUCCUCGAAGAAUCCCCCAUCGUGGCCUAACCCCUCUACUCGCUCAUCUACAGAAUCAGGACCGCAAUCUAGCAACCACGAGUCACCGCGCGUAUCGACGGAAGAACGAC
This is a messenger RNA of Trematosphaeria pertusa, 2163 nucleotides long. RefSeq names its product amidase. Lineage: Eukaryota; Fungi; Ascomycota; Dothideomycetes; Pleosporales; Trematosphaeriaceae. Bases 180 to 1799 code for a protein of 539 amino acids. The record is from RefSeq and is a predicted model, not a curated record. The transcript has a single exon.